AAUGAUCGUUUGGCGAAGUUUGAUACGACCGGCCAUCGUGAAGCCUUUCGGAGGAAUCUUACGCCGCAACUAUGCCCUGUCAAUCGGCGAUAAGUGUGCCAGUCCACCGUCCAAGGGUUUGAUCCUGGGAAUCUACGCCGACGAAGAAGACGCGUUCGACACCGGAACUCUAACCCCCGUUGGAGCAAGGUAUAAUGAGGGUCUGACCAAUGGCCGUUUACUGGAGCUGAUCCGUUUGGCUGGUCCGAUUCCGAAGCGCGGCGAGGUGCGAAUCUUCUACGAUCUGGAACCAAAUUACAAAGCUGUGGCCGUUUGCGGUCUCGGAAGCGACUGUCUUGGAUAUGACUCGACGGAGAAGUUGGACGAAUCGAAAGAAGCCAUUCGAAAUGCCGUAGCUAGUGGGUGCCGCGAGCUGCAGAAACUGGAAACCAACUUCAUCUACGUAGAAGACAUGGGUCACGCUGAAUCAGCAGCCGAGGGGGCACACAUGAGUGUUUGGAUCAAUCAGGAACUGAAGAAGCCAGAGAAACGUAUGUUUGUUCCACACUGUCAGCUGCAUAUCGAUCGAUCUUUGCCGUGCGAUUCGGAUGGGUGGCGUAUUGGGAUGAUUAAAGCGGAAGCGCAGAAUUUAGCUCGGCAAUUGCAGGAGAUGCCCUCGAACCUAAUGACACCGACGACGUUUGCGCAGAAUGUGGUUCAAAUCUUGGCCAAUUCAGGUGUCAACGUGGAAGUGAAGGUUAAAAGCUGGGCGGAAGCACAGGGCAUGUCCUCGUUCUUAGCAGUUUCCAAGGGAUCCUGCCAACAGCCAAUCUUUCUGGAACUCAGCUACUACGGAGCAGGUUAUAAAGAAAAGCCGAUCGUGCUGAUUGGCCAGGGAAACACGUUCGACAGUGGUGGCCUGUGCGCGAAGUCGUGCCAAGACCUGCAGACGAUGCGUGGUGAUAUGUCAGGUGCUGCAUGCGUAGUGGCCACAUGCCGAGCGAUCGCAUCGCUUAAGUUGCCGGUUAAUAUUCGUGGUUUGAUUCCGCUUUGCGAGCACAUGAUCGGUUGCAACGCCAUCAAACCUGGUGACGUGAUUCCUGUCAAAAACGGCAAAAGCAUCGAAGUCGUUGAUGCAGAUCGGGAAGGACCGUUGGUGCUGGUUGAUGCCUUGCUGUAUGCUGAGAUCUUUGGGCCAAAAUACAUUGUGGAUGUAUCGACGGCUUCGGAACAUGUGAGCGAUUCCUUCGGACAGGUAUGCAGUGCAGUAUAUACGAACUCGGAACAGCUCUGGCAGCGGAUUAAGAAUGCUGGAGUCCACACUGGUGAUCGACUCUGGAGGCUACCAUUGUGGGAUUACUUCACACAACAGGUCAGUGCUGCUGAACACGUGGAUAUCCAGAAUGUUGGACGUGGCGUAGGUGGAGAACCAUGCUGCCAGGCGGCAUUCCUUCGCGAGUUCCUGCCAUGUGGACAAUGGCUGCACAUCGACGCUCACAACGUUAUGACCACGAAAGGAAUCGAUUAUCCCUAUCUGAGGCGUGGAAUGGCCGGUCGACCCACUCGAACACUGAUCGAAUUCAUCGCUCAAGGUGUUUGUAAACAAACUGACAUGUGUGUGCAGAAAAUAGCAGAUAAUCAUUAGUAAAAUCGAAAUUAUGCAACAGAUAUUUAUUUUUCGGACCGUAUUGAA
This is a messenger RNA of Ochlerotatus camptorhynchus, 1672 nucleotides long. RefSeq names its product cytosol aminopeptidase-like. Gene Ontology annotation, molecular function: manganese ion binding; metalloaminopeptidase activity. Gene Ontology annotation, biological process: proteolysis. Gene Ontology annotation, cellular component: cytoplasm. The transcript is spliced from 2 exons. NCBI's taxonomy places the organism in Eukaryota, Metazoa, Arthropoda, Insecta, Diptera, Culicidae. The record is from RefSeq and is a predicted model, not a curated record. Bases 2 to 1624 code for a protein of 540 amino acids.